Molecule: messenger RNA, 258 nt
Organism: Gloeophyllum trabeum ATCC 11539
Lineage: Eukaryota; Fungi; Basidiomycota; Agaricomycetes; Gloeophyllales; Gloeophyllaceae
Exons: 4
Coding region: 1-258 (85 amino acids)
Source: RefSeq, a predicted model, not a curated record
AUGGCCUCGUUGGAACCCACAUACGGAGCAAUCUUCUCCGGCACUACUGUCUCAUAUCUGUUGUACGACAUCGCUCUCGCUCAAUUUAUGCUUUUUUGCCAGACGCUCAAUCCGGCCGAGAGGAUGAUAAACUGCUUGGCGAUAUUCACCUGGCUGAUGGAUACGCUGCAGCAGUUCCUGAUUACGCACGCCCUGUGGUAUUACCUCGUUUACAAGGGCGGAGGCAACACGCCGGAUCAAGAUACAGAGUCAGCAUAA